CCAUAGAAUACCAUUUGAUGCUGAUGCUGUCUCGCCAUAAUCUCGAGUAGUACCGCGAGACAUCGGACGCACCCAGGUUCCCGUAGCCAGAUACAUGUCGCUUCCCUACGGUCGGCAAGUUAACGGCACGUAAAUAACGGAAUAGACAUGCAAUAGACAACGGCCUUUAAAACAGGACCACUGUUUUUGGUGAGGUGCGCUACCUGUUCCUCCGGCUAAAGUCUCAAAUUGGGUGCUGUGAAGGCAUUUUAAUAGACGAUCAAUGCGCUGACGGCUCAGGAUCGUCAUCACCGCGUCUCGCUUAACCGGCAUCAAACUGAAACCUUGAGCUUACGUUGAAAACGCUUGGUACGUGAGCUAAUAUAUCAUGUGGAAUUAGUGAGCGACACAUUCGUCUCAAGUUAACUUCACGAAUGUGUUCCUGGUGAAAUAUCGAGUUUGUAAGUUAACCGGCAGCUGGUAGCUUUUCCUUUCAGUAUACCGGCAGAAAGCGAGGAGGCAUGUGACGUGGUAGUUACUGCUCGAGAUAUUAAACAGUGGCCUCGAGUGCUCUUUGACUUCAGCUCUCAGCCGCUUGACACCGUAGGCAGGAGGCUGUGAGCCACCUCACUCGAUGCAGCAACAGGGCUCGUUGAUGCCCCCCUUGCUCGGUGAUGUAUUCUGCCAGUGCCGGUCCGCCGAGACCCACCCAGGGGUCGACCCGGGCGGCGGAGGCGGACACGCCGAGGACCCCUCAUCAGCUUCCCAGUCAAAACCAGUCACCGGACAGCCCGUGGCCGGUAGCUGGCACUCGUACCCUGGCCAGUCAGCGCAUCCUUGUGAUAUAUGUGGAGGACCUGAGCAGGAGCACAGACUCAAAGUGCUGUUCCAAGUUCUGGAUGUGAACGGUGAUGGAGGUAUUUGUGUCAACGACCUGACGAUUGGGCUGAGGAAAUUAGGGGUACAUCGCACCGAACAUGAGCUCAUGAAAAUAGUGAAAGCAGGAGACAAAGACCUGGAUGGACAGUUAGACUUUGAGGAGUUUGUUCAUUAUCUCAGAGACCACGAGAAGAAACUUCGGCUGGUCUUCAAGAGUCUGGACAAGAAGAACGAUGGCAGGAUAGACUCCCAAGAAAUCGUGCAGUCUCUUCGGGACCUGGGAGUGAACAUCUCCGAGGAACAGGCCGAGAAGAUUCUCAAAAGAAUAAGGAGGGGUCAUAUCUGGGCCCCUAUCUUGUAUAUGGAUAAAAAUGGCACCAUGACAAUUGACUGGAAUGAGUGGCGUGAUUACCACCUCCUGCAUCCAGCAGACAACAUUCCUGAGAUCAUCCUGUACUGGAAACACUCCACGAUCUUGGAUGUUGGAGAAAGUUUGAUGGUGCCUGACGAGUUCACGGCAGAAGAGAAGAAAACAGGAAUGUGGUGGCGGCACCUGGUAGCCGGAGGAGGAGCUGGUGCUGUGUCUCGAACCUGCACAGCACCACUGGACAGACUCAAAGUGCUCAUGCAGGUUCACGCCUCCAAGAGCAACAGCAUGCGUAUCACAGGGGGUUUUGUCCAGAUGAUCCGAGAGGGGGGCGUGAGGUCACUGUGGCGAGGCAACGGCAUCAAUGUCAUCAAAAUUGCACCCGAGUCUGCUAUUAAGUUCAUGGCCUACGAACAGAUUAAACGAUUAAUCGGAAGCAACCAGGAGACGUUGGGCAUCGCAGAAAGACUGGUGGCGGGCUCCCUGGCCGGAGCGAUCGCUCAGAGCAGCAUCUACCCCAUGGAGGUCCUGAAGACGAGGUUAGCCCUGAGGAAGACGGGCCAGUACUCUGGCAUCCUGGAUUGUGCCAAACAAAUUUUGCAGAGGGAGGGUGUGGCUGCUUUCUACAAGGGCUACAUCCCCAACAUGCUGGGCAUCAUCCCCUACGCUGGCAUCGACUUGGCUGUCUAUGAGACUCUGAAGAAUUCCUGGCUGCAGCGCUUCGCCACAGACAGUGCUGAUCCAGGAGUGUUUGUGCUCCUGGCUUGUGGCACCACUUCAAGCACGUGUGGCCAGCUCUCUUCUUACCCGCUCGCCUUGGUCAGGACUCGAAUGCAGGCGCAAGCUACCCUUCAAGGAGGCCCUCAGAUGAACAUGACGGGCCUGUUCAGACACAUCAUCAGGACCGAGGGGGUCAUGGGACUCUACAGAGGCCUGGCACCCAACUUUAUGAAGGUCAUUCCAUCUGUCAGCAUCAGCUAUGUGGUCUAUGAGUACCUCAAGAUCACACUGGGAGUCCAGUCGAAGUGAAGAAGGAGGCAGAGAGAGGAAAUCUAGAUGCCAAAGUUUUUUUGCUUUCCUUUUGAGCUGAAAUUGACCGUAUUUGGCUCUAAGGAACAAGCAGCUGACAGUCAGUGAGUUUAAAUAAAAUCAACCUAAUCAAAUUACAUGGUUUAAAGGAUAAAUGUGAGACCGAUGUGAACGAGAGGCGAUUGGAGAUUUCGAGAAAUCUUGAUUGAAGAAAUGUCUGUGAGUUGCAGUUAUUUAAAACUACUUUAUCUUAGUAAGUGCUUCAACACUUUUUAAUCUUUAAGAAGGACGCAGUUUACAUUUAAUUAACUGAAGUUGUUUACUAGUGUACCAGUAAAGCGUGCCUACUUGUUUUGGGCACUGACAUUGAUGUGGCAGGAGAAGUUGCUGCAAAGUAAGAAUCUUAAAGGGCUUUCCUAAGGCAUAUCGCAAAGCAUUUCACCCUGUCUCCCGUCUGGAAGUAUUUAACCUAUUAAUCAUCAAAAGUGCACUGACUGUGCACAAGACAAUGGGGAUAUAACUUCUGCAGGUAAGUAAUAUGUUCCUUUAUAUUGUUUAAGAAGAGAUCCACAGCUUUGUUCUGUGUAACAAAUCGGUGGUCAAGCAAGUCCUAAUUACAUAAUAAAAUUUGAAAAUAAAUUCAGCUGCACAUAGGACUCAGUUUAACAUAUCCCUGUGGAUUGUGCAACAUGAACACUUUUAUGUCAUUUUCAAAAUUCCACAGUACUAUGGAGUUUUGAAAAUGACUUCUCUCCCUUCAGUGACUUGUCCCCCUUCAUUCUUUCCAGAGAAUGGACACUCUAAUACCCCAUCAGGUCUAAAUGUUAACUGUCCGCAAUUUUCAUUAAAUUGCAUAAACACAUUGAUCCUAUCAAAGGGAUGGAUCCUGUAAAUUGGCUCACCCCUUUCCGCCAGUGCUAUCCUUAUGUUUUUAACCCCAGCUUUGUUAAGGGC
Messenger RNA from Scatophagus argus, 3208 nucleotides. Its product is annotated as calcium-binding mitochondrial carrier protein SCaMC-2-B. The record is from RefSeq and is a predicted model, not a curated record. Gene Ontology annotation, cellular component: mitochondrial inner membrane. Gene Ontology annotation, biological process: transmembrane transport. Gene Ontology annotation, molecular function: calcium ion binding; ATP transmembrane transporter activity. The coding region runs from base 614 to 2254 and encodes 546 amino acids. Lineage: Eukaryota; Metazoa; Chordata; Actinopteri; Scatophagidae. The transcript is spliced from 11 exons.